GGUGUCCCCGGCCGGUUUGGGGGUUGCGUUGCCCGGAGACGGAAAGUUUGGGAGCCGGAGCAGGCUCGGCUGCGGCCCCGGGAAGGGGGUCCAGGGAGGCGGUGGCCCUGGGGAUGGGGAAGGAGCAGGAGCUGCUGGAGGCGGCCCGCACCGGGCACCUCCCGGCCGUGGAGAAGCUGCUGUCCGGGAAGCGGCUCUCCUCAGGCUUCGGGGGCGGCGGCGGCGGCGGCGGCUCCUCCGGGAGCAGCAGCGGCGGCGGCGGCGGCGGCGGCGGCGGCGGCCUCGGGUCCUCGAGCCACCCCCUCUCCAGUCUGCUCAGCAUCUGGAGAGGGCCGAAUGUGAACUGUGUUGACAGCACGGGGUACACACCUCUACACCACGCGGCUUUGAACGGCCAUAAGGAUGUGGUUGAGGUUCUUCUCAGGAAUGAUGCUCUGACCAACGUGGCCGACUCUAAAGGCUGUUACCCUCUGCACCUGGCCGCCUGGAAAGGAGAUGCCCAGAUAGUGCGGUUGCUCAUCCAUCAAGGGCCCUCACACACCAAAGUCAAUGAACAGAACAACGACAACGAGACGGCCCUGCAUUGUGCAGCGCAGUACGGCCACACGGAGGUGGUGAAGGUCCUUUUAGAGGAGCUAACAGACCCCACCAUGCGCAACAACAAAUUCGAGACACCGCUGGACCUGGCAGCGCUGUACGGGAGACUGGAGGUGGUGAAGAUGCUCCUGAAUGCACACCCCAACCUCUUGAGCUGCAACACUAAGAAGCACACGCCCCUGCACUUGGCAGCAAGGAAUGGUCACAAAGCCGUGGUCCAGGUCCUCCUGGACGCCGGCAUGGAUAGCAACUACCAGACGGAGAAGGGCAGUGCUUUGCAUGAGGCUGCUUUGUUUGGCAAGACCGAUGUGGUGCAAAUCCUGCUGGCUGCAGGAAUUGAUGUCAACAUCAAAGAUAACCGUGGACUGACUGCCCUAGACACUGUACGGGAACUCCCUUCUCAAAAAAGCCAGCAGAUAGCAGCACUGAUCGAAGAUCACAUGACAGGAAAAAGAAGUGCAAAAGAGGCAGAUAAAACCCCCACCUCCCAGGGACCUCUCAUCUCCAGUAUGGACUCCGUAUCCCUGAAGUCUCAGGGUGACAUGGAGAAAGCAGUGGCCGAACUGAUCAUUGAUUUUGACACAGACGCCGAGGAGGAGGGUCCCUACGAGGCGCUGUACAACGCUGUCUCCUGCCAUUCAUUGGACAGCAUGGCCAGCGGGCGAUCGUCUGACCGAGACUCCGUGAGCAGGGAGGCUGAGGCAGCGGGAGUGAGAGCUGCUGGAGUGAGGCCUAGGGAACGUCCACCGCCUCCAGCAAAGCCACCACCCGAUGAAGAGGAGGAAGACCGUAUAGAUAAGAAGUAUUUUCCAUUGACAGCUUCUGAGGUCUUGGCCAUGAGACCCUGGGUUCAGUCAGGGGCAGCCAGGGAUGAGGACGAGCACCCUUAUGAGCUUUUGUUAACGGCAGAAACAAAGAAGCUGGCAUCCGUGGACGGAAGACCGAAAGACCACAGGCGGAGCAGCGGCGGCCGGAGCCAGGACUCUGCAGAGGGGCAGGACGGGCAGGUCCCAGAGCAGUUCUCCGGUCUCCUCCACGGCUCCUCCCCAGUGUGUGAGGUGGGGCAGGACCCUUUCCAGCUGCUCUCUGCCGCUGGCCAGAGCCAUCCAGAAGGGUCCCCCGCUCAGGGCGCCUGUCACGAGGCCAGCAUGCAGCUGGAGGAGACGAGUGUGCACGCUCCUGGAGCCUCCCCGCCCAGUGUCCUGGACCCGAGUAAGAGAGUGGGUUACCCAGCCGGCCUGCCCACCACCAACAGCCAAUCGCACCCCGAAACUUUGACUCACACGGCAUCUCAACACCCUGGUGGUGCCGAGGAAGAGAGAGACAGGAGCGGGGCUAGAAGCCGAGCCCCUCCCACCAGCAAACCCAAAGCUGAACUCAAACUCAGCCGCAGCUUGUCCAAGUCAGACUCUGAUCUCCUGACCUGCUCACCCACGGAGGACGCUACAAUGGGGAGCCGGAGCGAGUCCUUGUCCAACUGCAGCAUCGGGAAGAAGAGGCUGGAGAAGUCGCCCUCCUUUGCCUCGGAGUGGGAUGAGAUUGAGAAAAUCAUGAGCUCUAUUGGAGAAGGGAUUGACUUUUCUCAGGAACAGCAGAAGAUCUCAGGUUCACAGACGCUGGAGCAGAGCGUCGGGGAGUGGCUGGAGGCCGUUGGGCUGCAGCAGUAUGAGAGCAAGUUGCUUCUGAAUGGCUUUGACGAUGUCCGCUUCCUGGGGUCUAACGUGAUGGAAGAGCAAGACCUGCGGGAGAUUGGCAUCAGUGACCCCCAGCACCGGCGGAAGCUGCUCCAGGCGGCACGGUCCCUCCCCAAGGUGAAAGCUCUGGGCUAUGAUGGCAACAGCCCUCCAUCAGUGCCCUCCUGGCUGGACUCCCUCGGGCUGCAGGACUACGUCCAUUCCUUCCUGUCGAGUGGCUACAGUUCCGUUGACACUGUGAAGAACCUCUGGGAACUGGAGCUGGUCAAUGUCCUGAAGGUCCACCUGCUCGGCCAUCGCAAGCGCAUCAUCGCCUCCCUCGCGGACAGGCCCUACGAGGAGCCGCCCCAGAAGCCUCCACGGUUUUCCCAGCUGAGAUGCCAGGACUUGCUCUCCCAGACGUCGUCCCCGCUGAGCCAGAAUGACUCCUGCACUGGCCGCUCUGCUGACCUGCUGCUGCCUCCUGGGGACACGGGCAGGAGGCGCCAUGACAGUCUACACGACCCUGCGGCACCUUCUCGGGCGGAGCGCUUCAGAGUCCAGGAAGAGCACCGCGAGGCCAAGCUGACCCUUCGGCCCCCCAGCCUGGCCGCCCCCUAUGCUCCUGUGCAGAGUUGGCAGCACCAGCCGGAGAAACUCAUCUUCGAGUCCUGCGGUUAUGAAGCUAAUUAUCUGGGCUCCAUGUUGAUCAAAGACCUUCGAGGGACAGAGUCCACACAGGACGCCUGUGCCAAGAUGCGGAAGUCCACCGAGCACAUGAAGAAGAUCCCCACUAUCAUCUUGUCCAUCACGUACAAAGGUGUCAAGUUCAUCGAUGCCUCCAACAAGAACGUCAUUGCGGAGCAUGAGAUCCGGAACAUUUCCUGCGCGGCCCAGGACCCAGAGGACCUCUGUACCUUUGCCUACAUCACCAAGGACCUGCAGACCAGCCACCACUAUUGCCAUGUUUUCAGCACGGUGGACGUGAAUCUGACCUACGAGAUCAUCCUGACGCUGGGGCAGGCGUUCGAAGUGGCCUACCAGCUGGCCCUGCAGGCCCAGAAGUCCAGGCCGAUGGGGGCCUCCGCCGCCGAGACCGUGGAAACGAAGUCUUCCAAACCGGUGCCUAAGCCUCGGGUCGGCGUGAGGAAGUCAGCAGUGCCGCUGCCCCCCGAUAGUCGCUGUUGUUACUGUCACACCUGCACCACCCAUCGUCCUUCUUACCUACCGCUGCCGUCUGUUAGUCCUGGAGUCAAGCUGGAACCACCCGACACGGACCCAGACGCCCAGUCGCAUGCCAGUGUCUCCUGGGUUGUGGACCCGAAACCAGACUCUAAGCGGAGCCUCAGCACCAAGGUCAGACUGCGUUCCGUGAGGGCCGAGGUCCUCGGGCACAUGCCUGACUCUGCAGCACGGAGCUCGGAGCCUGCGAACCCCCGCGGGCCGGCUUCCCUGGGCAGGCCUCGCGGUCCCGACGAGUCUUCCGCUCCAAGGAACGGGAUGGCACGUGUGUGGUCGGCCCCUCGUGUCUUCGCCACUGAGCCACCGAAGGAGCCAACUGUGCUGCAGAAACACAGACGUGGGGAGCACAGGCUCCCACUGCCGCUGCCGCUGCCACCGCCAUGUCACCUGCGCUCUGAGGACCCAGGCCCAGCCUCUGCCUGCAGCAGCUCCUCGGGGCUGCUCGGCCUGGACCUGCCCCCGCCAGGUCUCACAGAGCGAGCUGCACUCCAGGCCUCAAGCAGAUGAGACUGGAACUCCCGAGAGUCAAGAAGUGACUUGUCCAGAAGACAUUUUUUAAUAGAAAAAAAUUUUUUCUAUAAAAUGAAUUUUUAAGACUUGGCUCAAACCUCUAGGUUAAACCGCCAAAUCUUGAGACAAAUGGCCAUCAGAUCAGAGGACAGGGGACAGGAGAUUGGCUACAAGGCCAGUCUGUCCAGGCUUCUGUCCUUGGGCCGGGAUCUCGGCAUGGUCCAGUAGGGCGAGGAGAAGGCAAUGGCCCGCGGGUGAACUGAAAGCAGGCACUAGUGGGCAACACCGAGGAGGUCCGUUAGAGUCUGCUUUUCAAGCCCAGCCAAGUUAGCUGCCGUUCCUGGUGAACCGCCUGACUGCCGGUCCUGUGUAGAGCCAGCGGGGCCUCUGCAGUGAGAACGCAGCCUGGCAGGCACCUGGCAAAAGCCAAGACUUCCGGUCCGUUUCUGGGGUUCCAAAUGUGAAGGCCUGGGGGCCAGGCAGAGCUGAGUGAGCAGCCCCUGGUGCCACGAAGUCUGCGCCAGCACCCUGGGCGGCUCCCCGGCCCCUGACCCCGUGGUCAGAGCGCUGUCCCACAAGCUCCCUGGCGCCCUCCGGCCACGGCCGGGGUUGGGUCGAAGAGAAGCAGCAGCUUCGUUUCGGGCAUUAAUGGGUAGGUCAGCUAAGAGUGCUACCUGCCAGUUUGUGAUUUGUCUAAUCAGGUCUGUGUGAUUAGGACUCACUUCGAUUCUCUGAAUUAUUGGUUCGACUGUUGUAUUUCAGCUGCUGGAUUCAGCCCCCGCUCUAAGUGUAGAGAAGGCUCUCUUUAGCCUUAUUAGGUGACAGUCAAUUUGAUUCUCCCCCGGCGUGACCUUCAGGGCAGGCCGGGUCGUAGUGCAGCUCUGCCACGGAGGCCCUCCUGCUGGCUCUCUUUGCUCUAACGCAGCAUCUCCGGAAUCUCUCUCUCUGCUCCUCGGGUGGGGGAGGGAACGGGGGAGGGGGGGGGGUUCAGCCACCUGCCCCGUCCCUUCCAGAUCAGGCUCAGAGAGGAGCCUUUCCUCACGCAGGUGGCCAGCACACCUCACGCUCUGCUGGCGGGUUCCAGGCUUUGGUGGCGGUUCUGUGCAGGGAACCUGCUCAGGCCCACUCCCCACCCCUGCGGGCGUCCAGGGGCGGAAAGCUGCCCUCUCUCCCCGCUGCCACCGCAGGCCCCUCCUCUCUUAGGCGGAGGCAGGUGACCCUCCACUUUCUGGUACUAAACAAGGACCUCAACACCUGGACACUUGGCUUCACUUCCUGCUUCUCCGGCAGCAACCCCCGUGCAGUGUCCCGCCCCUGCCGGCCUUGAGCCUCUGACGGAGGGACCCUGGGGGCUGCGCUGGUGCCAGCGGCCUGGCCUCCCCCCAGGCGCCUCCCGUGCGGUAGGCCCCAAAGGAAACCUGUGUAGACACUACGAUGAGCUGCUCAAGCUGUCUUUUUGUUUUUAAAUCCUAUGUAGGUGUUUCCUCCCCUCGAAGCUGCUAUAUCUUUAUUUAUUCAGGGUGUUGCCGUUACUGGAGAGCCUUGGCUAGUCCGCUCUGGCGCUGGGUUUCCUUCUGAGCUCGGUUUCUUUCUGAGUAGUCAAGAAGGGUAGGGACUGGAUCUUUCCUCCUCUCUUCUCCUCUGGGGCAGGUGCACUGUCCCUUUCUAGGGAAGGGAGAGUAACUUUAAGGACAGGCUUCAAGUGGAAAAGCCCCUGCCUCUGCCCUUCCCUGCGCGUCCCUGCGGUCUCUGGGCUGGGCAGGAGCCCUUCAGGGCAGGACUGGAAACGGGGUCCGUACGGCACCGGCCACAGGUUGUCUGCUUGCCUCUUUUCCACUCGCUGUUCUGAGCAGUAGGACCCCUGACAGGCUCUGCAUUCGCGAUGCUCCACGUCCCUCUGGGUCUCUAGCCCCGGAUUCUAGAGGGCGUUCCCGAGAAGCUUCUGGCUGAGCAGGCAGCAUAGUUGCAGUCGUUAAGACAUUAGAAAGCUAGUCUGACCUCGGUCUGUUCUUGAAAUGCCCAGGCCUGUGGAAUGACUGUCAGACGCAGUUCACAAAAGUGUUGUUGCUAAAGGUGUGGCAAUGGGACUGAAUUGUAAUAAAAAUGUUAUUUAAUCCUUGUCUCUGUAUUUUGAUACUUGAACGAAUUCCCCUUUUAUUUUACUGUACAUAUCGUUGUUAAUCUGUCUGAUUGUGUCCGAAUUACGAACAUCUUGUGGUACCAAACAAAAGCGAUCUGUGCGACACCACAGACUGACCUCACCACGUGAGAGUGUAAAUACUCCUGGGCUUCCAGCUUCGGUUUUGUUAUUUUCCUAACUGUACAACUUAGAACAGAUUGAAUUAAUAAAGGAGAAACAACAUGAAACCA
Molecule: messenger RNA, 6392 nt
Organism: Hyaena hyaena (striped hyena)
Lineage: Eukaryota; Metazoa; Chordata; Mammalia; Carnivora; Hyaenidae
Gene: ANKS1A
Product: ankyrin repeat and sterile alpha motif domain containing 1A
Exons: 26
Coding region: 114-4019 (1301 amino acids)
Cellular component (GO): cytosol
Molecular function (GO): protein binding
Source: RefSeq, a predicted model, not a curated record